CUCGGUCCUCAGAUCACGCAUGCCAGCCUAGAACCGCCCGCGCAUCGUCGCCAACCCUAGUUGAUCUCGUCAACUGCCUCAAGCUGACACUCUAUCUUGGAAGUUAGCACAAUAUCAACGCCGCUGCACCACUCCAAUUGUAUCAGUCUUAUCACGGUACCUCAUCAAUCCUCCGCGCAGCCCACGCUAUACCAUGGUGCCUCACAUGCCAGAGAUUUAUCAACUCUCUCCCACCUCUCAUGUCCCCAACUCCCGGUUACCGGCCUUGAUCUACCGUUCGGUUCUCCCGGCAGACCCGACUGCUGCAUCCACCCGCGAGGCCCUGGAGAAAAACCUCUGGAUGCAGGGUGGCGUUUUCAAGACCUAUCGAGCCCACCAUUUCCAUUCCGUGACCCACGAAUGCUACGCUGUCUUCAAAGGGUCAAGCAAGCUGUUGCUGGGACGCGGGCCGCUGGAUGGUCCGGAAGAGGGUGGCCUGGAGGUCGACCUUGGAAGAGGAGACAUUAUUGUUUUGCCUGCAGGUGUCAGCCACUGUUCCAUUGCAUCGAAGGGUGAGUAUGAGUAUGUGGGCUUAUAUCCAGAGGGCUCUCCUCACUGGGACAACAAUUUCUGCAAAGCGAGUGCGGAGGAGACAAGCGAGAAGGCUAGAGUGGCCGAGUCCGUCCCGAUUCCGGAGUACGAUCCUGUCUAUGGGAAAGGUGGUCCGCUGGUAGACAUCUGGAGGAAAGCUGCUGCACAGGAGAAUUAAGAUUCAGUGAAGCUGGCAUCUUCGCACGCACGGUGCAGUGUUCAAUGGUAAAGGACAGCUUAGAAAAGAGGAAAGAGUGACAGGGUACGCUCCUCAGGACGAGAAAACUUAUUGGGAGACUUCCAAGGUCGCCUUUUAUA
Messenger RNA from Lindgomyces ingoldianus, 888 nucleotides. RefSeq lists its product as uncharacterized. The transcript is spliced from 3 exons. Bases 194 to 748 code for a protein of 184 amino acids. Lineage: Eukaryota; Fungi; Ascomycota; Dothideomycetes; Pleosporales; Lindgomycetaceae. The record is from RefSeq and is a predicted model, not a curated record.